AUGCUAAAGGGCAAGAAGGUGCAGCUUCUCUCUAACGUUACAGGCGCAUUCAAGCCUGGUGUUCUCACUGCUCUAAUGGGUGUGAGUGGUGCUGGUAAAACGACUCUGAUGGAUGUUCUUUCUGGAAGGAAAACACGCGGUGACAUUGAAGGAGAGAUCCAAGUAGGUGGUUACCGUAAGGUUCAAGAAACAUUUGCAAGGGUUUCAGGUUACUGUGAGCAGUUUGAUAUUCACUCUCCUAAUUUAACCAUAGAGGAGUCCUUGGAAUACUCUGCUUGGUUCGACUUCCUUCUAGCAUCAACUCUGAAACAAAGAGCAAUAGUCAGAGAAGUUCUUGAAACAAUAGAGCUGGAGGACAUUAAAGAUUCCAUAGUAGGACUUCCUGGAGUUAGCGGUUUAACAACAGAACAACGCAAGAGACUAACUAUAGCUGUGGAGCUGGUUGCCAAUCCUUCAAUCAUAUUCAUGGAUGAACCAACCACAGGAUUAGAUGCAAGAGCUGCUGCGAUUGUGAUGAGAGCUGUGAAGAACAUCACAGAGACUGGCAGAACUGUUGUUUGCACCAUUCACCAACCGGGAACUGAUAUCUUUGAAGCAUUUGAUGAGCUUGUUUUGAUGAAAAAUGGAGGAAGGAUUAUCUAUCAUGGACCUCUUGGAGAACAUUCAAGAAAUGUUAUUGAUUACUUUAUGAGAAUUCCUGGAGUUCCGGAAAUGAAAGAGAACACUAAUCCAGCAACUUGGCUACUAGACAUUACUUCAAGAUCAUCAGAAGACAAACUUGGUGUUGAUUUGGCCCAAAUCUACAAGGAAUCUUCUUUGUUUAAGGAGAACAACAUAGUAAUAGAGCAAAUGAGAGGUACAUCUUCAGAAACACAAGAACUAACCUCUUCGACGCGAUAUGCUCAAACGGGUUGGGGACAGUUCAAGGCAUGCCUAUGGAAACAACAACUCUCUUAUUGGAGAAACCCUUCCUACAAUCUUACUCGCAUCAUGUUCAUGUGUCUCACCUCUGUGAUCUGUGGCGUUUUGUUCUGGCAAAAGGCUAAGAAAAUAAACACUCAACAAGAUCUUUUCAAUGUAUUGGGAUCAAUGUACACGGUGGUUCUUUUCACUGGAAUAAACAAUUGCUCAACAGUGUUGUUCUGCAUUGCAACCGAAAGAAAUGUCUUCUACCGCGAAAGAUUUGCUCAAAUGUACACCUCAUGGGCGUACUCCCUUGCACAGGUGUUGGUUGAGAUUCCAUACUCAUUAGUCCAGUCUAUUUUAUGUAUGGCAAUCUUAUAUCCUAUGGUUGGCUAUCACUUCUCGGUCUACAAAGUGUUUUGGAGCUUCUAUGCAGUCUUCUGCUCGUUGCUCAUAUUCAACUACUUUGGCGUGCUUUUAGUCGUCAUCACCCCAAACAUUCACGUUGCUUUUACUCUCCGUUCGGGCUUCUACUCAAUGGUUAAUCUCUUCGCUGGUUAUGUCAUGCCAAAACCUAGCAUUCCGAAAUGGUGGAUAUGGAUGUAUUACUUGAGCCCUACGUCAUGGGUUUUGAAUGGAUUGCUUACAUCUCAGUACGGAGAUAUGGAGAAUGAGGUUAUGGCAUUUGGAGAGAAGAAGAAGGUUUCAGCAUUCGUGGAAGACUAUUUUGGUUUCAGAUAUGAUUCUUUGGCUCUUGUAGCUAUCAUUCUCAUUGCCUUUCCCAUUCUCUUGGCUUCUCUUUUCGCAUUCUUCAUAGAUAAACUCAAUUUCCAAAAGAAGUGA
Molecule: messenger RNA, 1746 nt
Organism: Brassica napus (rape)
Lineage: Eukaryota; Viridiplantae; Streptophyta; Magnoliopsida; Brassicales; Brassicaceae
Product: ABC transporter G family member 43-like
Exons: 8
Coding region: 1-1746 (581 amino acids)
Cellular component (GO): membrane
Molecular function (GO): ATP hydrolysis activity; ABC-type transporter activity; ATP binding
Source: RefSeq, a predicted model, not a curated record